AUGACACUUCCAAAGCGACCCCGAAGCCCGGGGUUCAUUGCCGAUGCCGAUGGAAAUGUCUACAAACGCAUGAAGCGGGGACACGAGUCCUUCUAUUGGAUGGGAGAUGCUUCGGAGGCCGAGGCCCUCGGAUUGGCGCAAGACUUCUCACAGAAAGCACAAGAUGUCUCGAAAAGUAUCCAAGACCCCAAAAGUACAGUCGCCGCCAAUGCCCCAACAAGUUCUGGUCUCCCGUCAGCGACUCAUCUCGACCACCCAGUCCCUUCCUGUGUAGUGCCGACGGAGCCUGCACCUAAAGAUCACAACUCGGCGGCGCCUAGCAAUGCCAGGCACAGGUCCACCGAUCGCACCAGCCGUACCCACAAGAAAACGUUAAUCCAGCGGCCUCCAGAAAGAUCACCCUCGCCCAGCGGUGAUAUUAGAAUUCCCCUGUGGCGGAAUGAGACUCGCGCCUUUAAGGGUACAUGCGAACUUCCACCAAAAGUCAUGGGAAGAGAAUUGGCCAAAAGUGCGCAAAAUGCUGAGCUGUGGGUCGAUGGCAAGCCACAGUUCAAUGUCUUUGUCGAUGGGUCUUACAAACCCUAUGUCGAUUUGCCCAAGAAGAAGAGGCUACCAGAGCACCGUUCUUGGGGCCGUGGUGGCUAUGGUGUGGCCUUCCGUGAUCCCUACCACGGGACGGCGACUGCCGAAUCGAAAGGAGACCACAACGGUAACCUCCAAGACCGCACAAAGGGUGGGAUUGGAGGCAAGUCGAAGCGACGAGAUUUCAACAUUCGUUCUUGGAGCUCCUAUCGCGUACUAUCGAGUUACCAUACAGAGCUAGCCGCCAUCUUUCAGGGCCUUCAGACCGUCCUAACUUCGGUCAGACAGAACAGGCCUCCCUCCGGUGCUUCCGUUUGCAUCUUCACGGACAGCUCAGACAGUGUCAGACGCCUACGAAACAAGCGCGCACUUCCAGACGAUGAGCCGGUAACCUUGCGCGACGCUCUUACCAUGCCGCUUGUGCGUGCCAUCAUAUGGUUGUCGCACUACCUCUUCGAAGAAGGGUGUGAGAUCAAGCUCCAAUGGUUACCGAGAUGCUGCGUACGGGCGCAUAGGCUGGCGGACAAGGCUGCGGGUUCGUGGGAAAGGAGCGAUGCCGUCUUCUACCAGAGGGAUGUGCCCCUUUGGCGGAGAGACGGCAUUCUCGACGCAGUCCACGAGGACCUCAUCAAGGUGGUCAAUCGAAUCGAGGCUGGAGAACAGGUACGUCUGCCUCCUUGGGCAGAAAGGCAGCGUGGAUCCAAGAAAGAGGAUCAUAAAGAUACGCUGGAAAUCUUUUCAGGUUCGACGGUCCAGAGAGAGAUUGAGACGCAAUCCGAGUUCAUGGAUACCUAG
Neurospora crassa OR74A is the source of this 1377-nucleotide messenger RNA. RefSeq lists its product as hypothetical. The coding region runs from base 1 to 1377 and encodes 458 amino acids. NCBI's taxonomy places the organism in Eukaryota, Fungi, Ascomycota, Sordariomycetes, Sordariales, Sordariaceae. Gene Ontology annotation, molecular function: nucleic acid binding. The record is from RefSeq and is a predicted model, not a curated record. The transcript has a single exon.